CUGUUGUGUGUUUGUGUCUCUGUAUUCAUACGGUAAAAUGGCAGAAGCCAGAGUUUUUCAGGAUGAUUUCAUGUGUGCAGUGUGUCUGGAUCUCCUGAAGGAUCCAGUGGCCAUUCCCUGUGGACACAGUUACUGUAAGAGCUGUAUUACAGACUGCUGGGAUCAGGAGGAUGAGAAGAGAGUCUACAGCUGCCCUCAGUGCAGACAGACCUUCAGUCCAAGACCUGCUUUAGCUAGAAACACCAUCUUGGCUGAAGUGGUGGAGAAACUGAAGAAGACUAAACUUCAAAGUGUGGUUCCUGCUGGAGCUGGAGAUGUUCAGUGUGACGUCUGUACUGGGAGAAAAUACAAAGCCAUCAAGUCCUGUCUGGUGUGUCUGGAGUCCUACUGUCAAACUCAUUUUGAGCGUCAUGAGGAGUUUCAUUCACGUAGGCCACACAAAGUGAUUGAUGCCACUGGACGACUGCAGGAGAUGAUCUGCCAGAAACAUGAGAAGCUCCUUGAGGUUUUCUGUCGUACUGACCAGAAAUGUAUAUGUGUGCUGUGUACAAUGUAUGAACAUAAAAACCACGACACUGUAUCAGCUGCAGCACAGAGGACAGAGAAACAGAAGCAGCUGAAGGAGACGCAGAAGACGUUCCAGCAGAGAAUCCAGCAGAGAGAGAAAGAUCUCCAGCAGCUGAGAGAGGCUGUGGAGUCUCAGAAGCGCUCUGCACAGACAGCAGUGGAGGACAGCGAGAGGAUCUUUACUGAGCUCAUCCGCUCCAUCGAGAGAAGCCGCUCUGAGCUGAUACGGCUGAUCAGAGAUCAGGAAAAGCAAGCAGUGAGUCGAGCUGAAGGACGACUGGAGCGACUGGAGCAGGAGAUCAAUGAUCUGAGGAGGAGAGACGCUGAGCUGGAGCAGCUUUCACACACACAGGAUCACAUCCAGUUCCUGCAGAGUUUCCAGUCUCUCUCAGCUCUUCCUGAAUCUACAAAUGUAAAUGAAGAUCCCUUCAUUUCUCUUGUCUCUUCUGAUGAUCUGAGAGAAUCUGUCCGUCAGCUGAGAGACAAACUGGUGGAUUUCUGCAAAGAGGAGCUCAAGAAGAUCUCAGACAGAGUCACAUUCACCAGGACGAGGAACGAAUUCCUAGAAUAUUCCCAUCAGUUCACUCUGGAUCUGAACACAGCACAUAAACUCCUCCGUCUGUCUGAGAGAAACAGAGUGAUUACUUACACUGACAAAGUCCAGCCUUAUCCUCAUCAUCCAGACAGAUUUGAUGGAUUCAAUGCUCAGGUGUUGUGUAGAGAGAGUGUGUGUGAACGCUGUUACUGGGAGAUUGAGUGGAGUGGAGAUAAUGGUGUGUUUAUAUCAGUGUCAUAUAAGAGCAUCAGCAGGAAGGGAUUGGGUAUUGAAUGUUUGUUUGGACGUAAUGAUCAGUCCUGGAGUUUGUUCUGCUCUCCCUCCAGAUACUCAUUCAUACACAAUAUGAUAGUUACUGAUCUCCCUGUGAAGACCAUCAGCAGUAGAAUAGGAGUGUAUGAUGAUGAUGAUGAUGUUGAUGAUGAUGAUGAUGAUGAUGAGAUCAGUAGAAUAGGAGUGUUUGUGGAUCACAGAGCAGGAACUCUGUCCUUCUACAGCGUCUCUGACACAAUGAGCCUCAUCCACACAGUCCAGACCACAUUCACUCAGCCGCUCUAUCUGGGAUUUAGUGUUUUUUACAGAUCAUCAGUGAAACUGUGUUGAUGAAUCAGAAUAGAUUGACAAGAAAUUCUACCCAUAAUGCUUUGAGCUGCAUGAUAAAUCACUAACAUUGCUAUAACUGAUUGCUAACACACCAUAACUGAUGCAUUGAGCACAAUUUCCAAAAACAUUCAUUUAGUUCUCAAAACAGACACGUUUCUCAAAGCUUAUAACACAUUUUAGCUGUUUACACAUUCAAAUUUCCUCAAAGUUUUCAGUAAAACUCUACACAAAAAUGAAAACUAAAACUGCUGAUACACCAAUCAGAAUCGUGAUUAUGUGUUUUGAAUAUGCAUCCAAACACUGGAGAGAGAGCUGAAAGGAACAGAGUUUUAUACUACACAUACAGUAUAAUUGCUGUAAAAAAACAAAUCACUAUUCUGUGUACUGUAAAUACUGUAGCACAUAUUGUGCUCCCUCAAACUCGCAACUGUCAGAUUGAUUUGUGACCAAGUACUACUUACAUGUGCUGUAUUUUUGCAGAACUGAGGACUGUCUAGGGCAGUGCUUCUCAAACCUGUCCUGGGGACCCCAAACACUGCAUAUUUUAUAUGUCCCACUCAUUUACACACCUGAUUCAACUUAUCAGCUCAUUAGCAGAAAAUGCAAGACUUGAACUGGGCUCAAACCCCAGGACAUAUUAGAGAAGCACAGCUGUAAGGGAGGUAGAUAACUAAUUGCAAUUUCAGCUGAAAGCCAAGCCAGAUGUCCUAUUUUUAGUCUUCGUCUUCUUCUUCUUUCUUUCUUUCUUUUUUGCUGAGUUAUCUUUUGAUAAAAGGAUGGCUUCGGAAUGAUUUUGUUUGGAAACAUGGAUCAAGGAAGACACAUCGGUGGGGAAGAAGAGUGUCAGAGAGAUGGAGGAUUAGAACCCUCACAGUACUGAACAUCCAUCCAUCUACUCCACACAUCUUCCCAGCGCUUGUUCUAUGAAGGGUCAGGAGGCUGGAGCCUUUCCUGGGUCAUAGGCAGGACAACCCCCUGGACAGAUGGCCAGUCCAUCACACACAUUCAUAUUCACACUCACUACAGUUUCCAGGUCACCUGUCCUGUGUGUCUCUGGAUUGUGGGAGAAACCCAGAGGAAACCAACAUCAACACAGACUCCACACAGAGAGACUCCUGCAGCAGCUGGGACUCCAAUACUGCACAUACUUAAUUACACUAGACAUGCUAUUGAUGGGGUUUUUGUCUUUUAUAAAUGUAUUUCUUACAGUAAUUAGCUUAUUGCUUCAGGAAUUUAUUCUUUUUUUUUCUAAUUUUUAUUUUUAUAGUUUUUUUUUUUUUUUUUCACAAGUAAAUUUUGUGAAUGUUGAUGGGAUUUUGUUUUUGGUAUGUAAAGAUACAGUAUAGGGAAAAUGCUCUUUAUCUCAUUCAUUCUUUGUGGUGUAAUACAGUCAGUAAAAUGAAAAUAUGUUUUUCUUAUCCUAUAAUGAAAUACUUAUUUGACAAAAGAUAAAAUUUCAUAGUUUAUGUAAUGCUCUCUGUUAGUAUUUUUUAGAUGUGUUAUGAAUGAAAUGUAUGUUUUCUGAAUGAGAGUUGUUCCCAGUGUUAUGAUGAAACAAGCUUAUUUUGAGACCUACUGUAUAUGAAGUGUUUUGUUGGUCUGAGUGAGUUUCAGGGGUGAGAUCAACUGUUUGGCCAAGAUUCAUGUUGGUGAUGCAGACUGUAUGAACAGUUUUGAAAAUGUGGCUUCGAUAUUGAACAAUGCUUGUUAGUGAAAAAAAAAAAAGUAACACGUUAUAGAAACAAAAAUGAUGGUGUAUAAAAUUGAUUUUAAGAUUAAAAAUAGACAAUAAAAAAUGUACUUGACGGCGCUUCAACUCAAUGCGGCAGCAACAAUCAGGAAGUGACGUAGUGAAGAGUCAGUAAAUUAAGUGUUGUGUAAUGAGUGAUAAAAUGUGUUUGUUUGGUGAAAACCUUUGCUAGUGUUAUGUAAGAAUGACAUGAUUUGAGACAUUAAUGAAGUAUUUUGGUAAUGUUAGUGCAUUUUGAAUGUAAAAUGAACUGCUGUGUCAAGUUGAAAGAUGGUUUGGAGAACUGUAUGAAGAGUUUUGAAAAAGUGGCUUUAGUAUUGAGAAAUGUGU
Molecule: messenger RNA, 3806 nt
Organism: Onychostoma macrolepis
Lineage: Eukaryota; Metazoa; Chordata; Actinopteri; Cypriniformes; Cyprinidae
Product: tripartite motif-containing protein 16-like
Exons: 6
Coding region: 38-1726 (562 amino acids)
Molecular function (GO): protein binding; zinc ion binding
Source: RefSeq, a predicted model, not a curated record